This is a messenger RNA of Mercurialis annua (annual mercury), 1610 nucleotides long. RefSeq lists its product as uncharacterized. The record is from RefSeq and is a predicted model, not a curated record. Bases 185 to 1477 code for a protein of 430 amino acids. NCBI's taxonomy places the organism in Eukaryota, Viridiplantae, Streptophyta, Magnoliopsida, Malpighiales, Euphorbiaceae. The transcript has 3 exons.
CGUGCAAACACGACAUAAAAGAUAGUACACCACGUUAGAGUAGUGGCCAAUGGUCGGUUGGUAAAUAUCUCAUCUUUUUCUCUCUAUUUUCUUCUUCACUUCUCAUUCAAAAUCAACAACAAAAAAACCAUCAAUCUUUUUUUUUAUCCGGCUAGACAUUGAACGUUAACUUUUUUUAUUUCCGAUGAGGAAGCUUUGUCCGAACUUUGACAGAGAAGAUGGGUUGGACACAGUUCUUGAAGUUCCGAUACCGGAGGAGAUGUUCGGUUGUAAUAAAAAUGGGAACAAGUCGUGGCAGAAUAUGAAAGCUUGGAUUAGACCACACCAUGAAAAAUCAAUGGCUGCUAAUAAAAAUACUGAGAUUCAGCUUUUGCUUGGCGUUGCCGGAGCUCCGUUGAUCCCUCUUCCUAUUCGUUGUGAUCAUCAGUUUAUUAAUGCUAAAGACCAACCUAUUGAGGCAUCAAUGGCAAAAUACAUAGUGCAACAAUACAUAGCAGCAGUGGGAGGGGAAAAUGCAUUAAAUUCAGUAGACAGCAUGUAUGCAAUGGGAAAGGUGAAAAUGGUAGCAUCAGAAUUUUGUGCACGAGAAGGAAAAAUUAGUACUAAUAGUAAUAAUAAGGUAGUAAAAGUUAAGAAUUUAAAAAAUGGAGGGGGAGAAAUGGGAGGAUUUGUUCUAUGGCAAAAGAGGCCUGAGUUAUGGUGUUUAGAGUUGGUGGUUUCCGGUUGCAAAAUUAGCGCCGGCAGCGACGGAAAAGUUGCUUGGAGGCAGACUCCUUGGCACCACUCCCAUGCUUCAAGAGGCCCACCUCGGCCCCUCCGCCGUUUCCUUCAGGGUCUUGAUCCAAAAUCCACAGCCAAUUUAUUCUCCAACUCAAUUUGCAUAGGCGAAAAGGCGAUCCACGGCCAAGAUUGUUUCAUACUAAAACUCGAAGCCGAAACCUCAUCACUAAGAGCAAGAAGCACAAAUAACGUAGAAAUUUUACGCCACACGGUUUGGGGCUAUUUCAGCCAAAGAACUGGUCUAUUGUUUCAACUAGAAGACUCUCAUCUCUUACGAAUCAAAUCCGGUCCAGGGAACGAUAGCAUUUUUUGGGAAACGACAAUGGAAUCCAUAAUUAAAGAUUACCGAACUAUCGACGGAAUUAACAUUGCACACGGCGGAAAAACUUCAGUUUCGCUAUUUAGAUUUGGCGAUAAUUCAAAAAACCAUUCAAGAACACGAAUUGAAGAAAUUUGGGAGAUUGAAGAAGUUGACUUUAAUAUAAAAGGAUUGUCUAUGGAUUGCUUUUUGCCGCCUAGUGAUUUGAAAAAAGACGGCGAAGAUCAAGGUUUCGAAAAGUUACCGAUGAAGAUUAGAUCGGCUUCUACUAAAAUUAAUGCGAAUGUUAAGAUUCUUGCUGUUGAUGAUGAUGAUUUGGAUGAUAGUACUACUACUACUGAAGAAUUUGAUGAUGAAGAUGAUUCGAAGAGUUUUUGAAUUUAGUUUUUGAUUUGUAAAUAUGAGUUACUGAUCAACUUAAUUCCUCUCUGAGGUUUUUUGGAUUGAGUAAUUAGGUAUAUAUGAAUAUAAGCUCUCAUUAAUUAGAUGGAGCUGCUUUUAUUACUGCUUA